This is a messenger RNA of Gossypium raimondii (Peruvian cotton), 360 nucleotides long. RefSeq lists its product as uncharacterized. NCBI's taxonomy places the organism in Eukaryota, Viridiplantae, Streptophyta, Magnoliopsida, Malvales, Malvaceae. The record is from RefSeq and is a predicted model, not a curated record. Gene Ontology annotation, cellular component: cullin-RING ubiquitin ligase complex; nucleus. The transcript has 6 exons. Gene Ontology annotation, molecular function: ubiquitin protein ligase activity; zinc ion binding; cullin family protein binding. Bases 1 to 360 code for a protein of 119 amino acids. Gene Ontology annotation, biological process: ubiquitin-dependent protein catabolic process; protein ubiquitination.
AUGGCGUCUAUAUAUAUAUAUGCAACCAAUGCCUCCAUGUCUACCCAAACUUCCGGCAGCACCGCCCCUUCCUCCUCCACUGAGGAGCCCAAGCACUUCGACAUGAAAAAGUGGAGUUCGGUUGCCUUCUGGUCCUGGGAUAUUGCCGUGGAUAAUUGUGCGGUUUGCAGGAAUCACAUCAUGGAUCUCUGUAUCGAAUGCCAAGCCAACCAAAUACACGGUGCCGAUAAUGAAUGCACUGUUGCGUGGGGUGCAUGCAACCAUGCAUUCCACUUUCACUGCAUCAGUCGAUGGCUGCAGCACCGGUCAGUGUGUCCUUUGGAUAAUGCUGAAUGGGAGUUCCGAAAGUAUGGUCGCUAG